GCAGUAGAUUUAAUAGAUGCAGUAGAUGCAGCUGCGGCGGCGCAAGUGCUCCCGCUCAGGUCACGUGCUCUGUGUUGACUGAAGAGAAAUAGAAAAUCUGUGCAGCAGAGAGGCUAGCGGAGAAGCUAACGGAGGAGCUAGCGGAGGAGCUAACGGAGGAGAACCAGACGGAGGUUUAACGCCGAUACAGGAUGAGUUAGGCAGCCGACGUUCACGGGGUUGUCAGGUGUGUAGCAGCAGGAUGCCCAUCCCUCCACCAGGGGGACCCCUGCCUCCCCCCACAUUCAGCCAGGCCAACACCAUCCCCCCGAAGCUGAACAGGGAGGAGGUCAAAGGUCGCGGCGCUCUGCUGUCCGACAUCUCUCAAGGCAUCAAGCUAAGAAAGGUGUCGGUGGUGAACGACCGCAGCGCUCCGCUGCUCGACAGUAAGAUUCAAACACCAAAGAGCCAAUCACCUUCCACAGAGCACCCAUACAUUCGCUUAUACCAAUACCUGCACCAGCAACCGAGCCAGCAGGGGGCGGCGUCUGAGGAGCAGAAGAAGAUGGCCGAUGAGGAGCGCUCAGCUCUCUCCCUGGAGAGUGAGAAAGUGCCGUGGAGAUGGCAUCCUCCGUGCUCCUGUUCUGGCGAGCCCAAACGAAGCAGAGCAUUAACAGGAAGAGCCAAUGGGAGUGGAGAUGCAAGCCCAUCAGGUUCUGUUCCACCAAUCGGGGGCCUGGUCUCAGGCGAAGCUCCCAAUCUGAGUCCAGUUGGAGACGGCUCAUCUGGACGCUUGCCCCCCACCCGAGCUGCCGCCCCCCGCCCCCCCAGUCAUCAACAUGACAACGCAGAGAGCCCCUCCCCUCAGGCGCUGUCGCCAUCGGAGACGAGUCGCUCCCAGCAUCCUUCACUUCCCAACCUGUCCUCCUCCCCCCCCCCCUCCUCCCCCUACUCUGCUGCCUCCUCCCCAUCCACCAGCAUGAAGCACUCCUCCUCUGCCCCCCCUCCCCCUCCUCCUCUCUGUCGCCGUGGUAACGCCCCCUCCCCUCCCAACUCAUUCUCAUCUUACAACAGAGAGAAGCCCCGCCCUCUUGCACAGAGCAGCACCCCUCCCCUCCCUUCAAAACCUCCCCCCUCCCCGGGCAACAGCCGACGCCCUCCCACCUCAGGAGGUAACUCUCCCUCUUCCACUCCCUCCUCCUCUCUGGCUCCCCCCCCUCUAUCUUACCGCAUCAACAACUGUCUGACAAGCAGCGGCGCUGAGGUGGCGCCCGAGCUGCCACAGCGUCACAACUCCCUCAGCAACAGGAGGCCAGCCCCUUCACCUGGAGACCACACCCCCACCAGAGGCCCAGCCCCACCCCCUCCGCCUGCUUCUCCCACGCCCUCUCAACAGGGGUCCAAUAGGCCAGCGCCAUUUGUUAGAGAGGCACCAAGUAGAGGAGCAGCUCCUCCUGUUCCCGUCCAAUCAUCGUCCUCGAGGGCAGCAAGCAGAGAAGCCCCGCCUCCUCCUCCUUAUAGAAUACAUGGUAGCCCCUCCCUCUCAUCUGAUCCCCAAACCAGAGGGAAACCCCCUCCCCCACCCACCCGAAACCCCGCUGCGCCUCCCCCUCCUCUCCGCAAUGGACACUCCUCCUCAAUCCCUCACUCAUUCGUUGACGACUUUGAGUCUAAGUAUUCGUUUCAUCCUCUGAAUGAUUUCCCUCCUCCGGACGAGUACAGACACUUCACCAAGUUCUACCCGAGCAGAGCCAACACCGUGAUGAGAGGAGCUCCUCCACUGCCCCCUGUUGGGAGGUGAAGAGAACUACAACACACGCUUACACGGACAGACCCACAAACACACAUCUGCAGCAUACCUCACCCUCUGCUCGACACUCACAGCUGAUUGGCUGUUACUCUGUCUGACAGACGGACCAAUCUGUAGCCUACUGAACCCCACUUUCAUUCAGUUUUAUUUUUGCACACGCACUUUUUGUUUGCAGAGUGUGACUCGUGAAGAAAAACAGUAUGAGGCUCACAGCUGCUGCAGGCACCUUCUGUUCUGCUCGGUUCUUCAGGAUCUUCUAGUUUCACGUUCUGAGGUGACCUGGAUCACGUGACGUCGACACAUAAGCUCAUUGGAUAAAACUGACCUGAACAUUGAUAUAAACGAGACGUCAGGACAUCAACGAUAACCCAUCCUCUCAGUGGUAGGUGUGUUAGCCUAGCAUAGCAUCUUGAUGCUAUGAAGUUACAGACAUGAGUCAGAGGUCUUGAAGAACCACAGAGACAAACUAUCUCCUGGACCUAAGUCCUAAGCGAUGAGGUCACCUGUAAACGUUAUUUUGGCAGGAUCUGAUUGGACGAGGGCCGAAGGGAACCAGAGACUCACCUGAACACCUUGAACCAACAUGUUGAGUUCGAUGGAGCUCUGAAGCAGCUCCAUUAAUAAUAACUAAUGAUCCAUGAUAUUACUUUUCAUUUAGCUGGCGAUGACAUCACUUUGUGCGUUAAGUUUAAUGUACCAGAACAACGUUUGAGGGAAUCUCUCUCGUGUGUGUAUGUAUGUGAACCAGUUCUUCGUCUGCAUCAUCUUUUGUUUGAUUUUGUUGUUUUUAAGGUUUAAAGAUCAUACAAGUUAAAAUAAUGUCAGUGUAGAUAUGUACAUUUACUAUGUUACUCUGUCCCCCCCCCCCUCUUAAAGACUGAAUCUCAUCAGUUAAAACUUAAAAAGCUUCUGUACAAACUGAAACCUGUGAAGUCUCAUCUGAUGAUGGAUCUGUAAGUCUGCAUGUUUCCUCUGAAUAAACAGUUUCCUCUGAAUUGUUCCCAAACUGA
Molecule: messenger RNA, 2799 nt
Organism: Platichthys flesus (European flounder)
Lineage: Eukaryota; Metazoa; Chordata; Actinopteri; Pleuronectiformes; Pleuronectidae
Product: WAS/WASL-interacting protein family member 2-like
Exons: 9
Coding region: 242-1780 (512 amino acids)
Molecular function (GO): actin binding
Source: RefSeq, a predicted model, not a curated record